Molecule: messenger RNA, 5764 nt
Organism: Leptopilina boulardi
Lineage: Eukaryota; Metazoa; Arthropoda; Insecta; Hymenoptera; Figitidae
Exons: 2
Coding region: 36-5078 (1680 amino acids)
Source: RefSeq, a predicted model, not a curated record
UGUCAAACGACUAGUUACUAAUGAAAUAGUAAAUCAUGAUUUCGUUAAUAUUCAUAAAAUUGCUUUUAAUAUUUGUGUCGAGUACAAUUUCACAGCAAACACUACAAUGGAAUUUGGACAUUACUACACGAAUUGUCGAGCCUUUAAUUCAAGAUUAUUCAGAACCAUGGACCAGUCAAAGAAUUCAAAAUCAAAUCUUCCAAUAUAAAACUCAUUUUGGUAUUAUAAUUAAACAAGGUACAACAUUUAAUUUAACGGUAGAAACACCUUCCGAAAUAGAAAAUUUAUAUUUUUACUUUCUUGCUGAUUUACCAUAUGAAAAAUUAAUCAUAUUAAAUCUUGCGGGAGAAAAAAAUAUAACAAAAACUUUAACAACAAAUUAUGAUGGCGUGCCUAUGAUAUCUGCUUCAAAAAAUGUUCCAUUACGGAUAAUAAUUGAAACCAAAAACUGGUUAUCAUUGCCAAUUUACAAUUCUAAUGAUGUAUCACUUUCAACAUUACAAGAAUAUCAGUCUGAAUUUUACAAAAAUGUAAAGAUUUGCGGAUUUGUUGAAAAUUAUUAUGCACAAAUGUUAUUGUCAGCAAAUGAUAUUGAUAAUCUAAAAUUGCAUAAUUACAAUUUAUGUCUUGGUUUAGAAAAACAGAGUCAUUUAAUACAGAAUUAUGAUUAUUCAACUAAAUUAAGGGCCAAUGAAGAUAAAAAUAAAGAAUCUUUUAUGAGAGUAAUGGAUCGAACAACAUUAUUUAUACGUUCAGAAAAAUGUAACCAUGCUAAUAAUACACAAGUAUCUUCGCCAUCAAUUUUACAAAGUGAUAAUAAAUCUUUUAAUUCUACAAACAAUCUAACAAUACAAAGAUGUCAGGAGACAAAUUUAAACCGUCAUUUUAUUUCUGGUAUUGAUUUUGGUAUAAAUCCUGAAAAUUUGCAAACUACAGGCGUGAAAGGAGAUUUGAAACCUGAUUCUUCUUUGAUAUUGAAGAAAAAAAUGAACGAAAUCUAUGUUAAUGUUACUUUUACCAUUGAAUCACCAAUUGAUCUAACAAAUUCUUGUCUAUAUUUGAAUGACAAAUGUCACACUAUUGUUGGAAAAGUCAUGAAUAUAAAAUUAUUACCAGAUGUUUAUUCUGUUCAUCUAAAAGAACAAAUUGGUGAUAAAACGUAUAUCAGUGAUAAGAAAAAUCAUAAAAUUUCACAAUUUAUGUCAAUUAAAGUCGAAGUAAGAGAAAUUCAAAAAGAAAUUUUACAAAAAAUAGAGAAUAAUUUAAAAUAUGAAUUUGAUGCUUUGGGUUAUGUUGAUGUAGUCUUUUUAAAAAUACUUAUAAAUUACAAAAACAUGACAAUUGAAUUAAAACAAUUACUUAAGACUAUUAAUGUAAACUUUAAAUUAUAUUUUAUAAUCAGUUUAGAACGAAAUGGUUCGACUGUUUUUGAAAAUGAACUUUUAGGUUCUCCUCAAAAUGAUGAAAAGCUUAUUAAUUUAGUGCAGAGAUUUCAGUACAAUGAUAUAAUUCAUAUUUAUCAUGCCGAACCAGGUCGCCUAACGUCAAAUUAUGAAGGUCUCAAUAAGAAAAUACAAAAUAAUAACUUUAUUUUGGCACAUAAAGGUUUACAAACCAUUAAUUAUAACUUGACAGGAUUAAAUAAUGAAAAAUAUUUAUUUUAUGCUUUAGGCAAUGAUGAUAGGCUGUUCUUAAAAGUUUCCAUAAAUUAUAAGACAAGGACAAUAGAAUUACAUCAAUUACUUAACGAUAUUCAUAGGCAUUUUGAAUUAUAUUUUUCUAUUAGUUUAGAACGAAAUGGUUCGUCAAUUUUAGAUUAUAAAUUCCUUGGUUCUCCCCAAAAUGGUGAAAAUCUCAUUAAAUUGAAAGAGAAAUUUCAGAUUAAUGAUACAAUUCAUAUUUAUCACGUCGAACCAGAUCGUUUAAAUUCUAAUUUGGAAGGAUUUAAAAAUAAAGCUCAAAAUAAUAAAUUUAUUUUGUCAAAUAAAGGUUUGCAGAUUGUUAAUUACACACAAAUAGAAUUAUGUAAUUUAAAAUAUGAAUUUGAUGCUUUAGGUAUAUUUGAUAAAGUGUUCUUAAAAAUUUACAUAAAUUACAGCACAAUGAGAAUAGAAUUAAAACAAUUGAUCAAAGCUAUUCAUUGGUACUUUAAAUUAUAUUUUAUAAUCAGCUUAGAACGAAAUGGUUUGACUGUUUUUGAAAAGGAAUUCUUUGGUUCUCCCGAAAAUGAUGAAAAGCUUAUUAAUUUGGUGCUAAGAUUUCAGUACAAUGAUAAAAUUCAUAUUUAUCAUGCAGAACCAGGUCGCCUAACGUCAAAAUUUGAAGGUCUUAAUAAGAAAAUACAACAUAAUAACUUUAUUUUGGCACAUAAAGGUUUACAAACCAUUAAUUAUAACGGAUUAGAGUUAAAUAAUGUAAAAUACUUAAUUUAUGCUUCAGGCAAUGCUGAUAGGAUGUUCUUAAAAGUUUACAUAAAUUACAAGACAAUGACAUUAGAAUUACACCAAUUACUUAAUGAUAUACAUCCGAAUUUUGAAUUAUAUUUUUCUAUUAGUUUAGAACGAAAUAGUUCUUCUAUUUUUGAUUAUAAAUUCCUUGGUUCACCCCAAAGUGGUCAAAAGCUUAUUAAAUUGAAAGAGAAAUUUCAGAUUAAUGAUACAAUUCAUAUUUAUCACGUCGAACCAGAUCGUUUAUAUUCUAGUUUGGAAGGAUUUGACAGUAAAGUUCAAAAUAAUAGUUUUAUUUUGUCAAGUAAUGGUUUGCAGAUUGUUAAUUACACACAAAUAGAAAUAUAUAAUUUAAAAUAUGAAUUUGAUGCCUUAAAUAUGUUUGAUAAGGUGUUUUUAAACAUUUACGUAAAUUACAGCUAUAUGAGAAUCGAAUUAAAACAAUUGCUCAACACUAUUCAUAGGUACUUUAAAUUAUAUUUAAUAAUUAGCUUAGAACGAAAUGGUUCGACUAUUUUUGAAAAGGAAUUCUUUGGUUUUCCUGAAAAUGACGAAAAGCUUAUUAACUUUGUGCAGAGUUUUCAGUACAAUGAUAUAAUUCAUAUUUAUCAUGCCGAACCAGCUCGCCUAACGUCAAAGUUUGAAGGUCUCAAUAAGACAAUUCAAAAUAAUUACUUUAUUUUGGCACAUAAAAGUUUACAAACCAUUAAUUAUAACGGCACAGGAUUAAAUAAUGUAAAAUACUUAUUCUAUGCUUUAGGCAAUGCUGAUAGGAUGUUCUUAAAAGUUUACAUAAAUUACAAGACAAUGACAUUAGAAUUACACCAAUUACUUAAUGAUAUACAUCCGAAUUUUGAAUUAUAUUUUUCUAUUAGCUUAGAACGAAAUAGUUCUUCCAUUUUUGAUUAUAAAUUCCUUGGUUCUCCCCAAAAUGAUAAAAAGCUUAUUAAAUUGAAAGAGAAAUUUCAGAUUAAUGAUACAAUUCAUAUUUAUCACGUCGAACCAGAUCGUUUGUAUUCUAAUUUGGAAGGAUUUGACAGUAAAGUUCAAAAUAACAGUUUUAUUUUAUCAAAUAAUGGUUUGCAGAUUGUUAAUUACACACAAAUAGAAAUAUAUAAUUUAAAAUAUGAGUUUGAUGCUUUAAAUAUAUUGGAUAAGGUGUUCUUAAACAUAUACAUAAAUUAUAGUGCUAUGAGAAUAGAAUUAAAACAAUUGCUCAACACUAUUAAUGGGUACUUUAAAUUGUAUUUUAUAAUCAGUUUAGAACGAAAUGGUUCGACUGUUUUUAAAUACGAAUUCUUAGGUUCUCCUCAAAAUGAUCAAAAGCUUAUUAAUUUUGUGCAGAGAUUUCAGUACAAUGAUAUAAUUCAUAUUUAUCAUGCCGAACCAGGUCGUCUAACGUCAAAGUUUGAAGGUCUCAAUAAGACAAUUCAAAAUAAUAACUUUAUUUUGGCACAUAAAGGUUUACAAACCAUUAAUUAUAACGGAACAGGGUUAAAUAAUGUAAAAUACUUAAUUUAUGCUUUAGGCAAUGCUGAUAGAGUGUUCUUAAAAGUUUACAUAAAUUACAAGACAAUGACAUUAGAAUUACACCAAUUGCUUAAUGAUAUACAUCCGAAUUUUGAAUUAUAUUUUUCUAUUAGUUUAGAACGAAAUAGUUCUUCUAUUUUUGAUUAUAAAUUCCUUGGUUCUCCACAAAAUGAUGAAAAUCUCAUUAAAUUAAAAGAAAAAUUUCAGAUUAAUGAUACAAUUCAUAUUUAUCACGUCGAACCAGAUCGUUUAUAUUCUAAUUUAGAAAGAUUUGACAGUAAUGUUCAAAAUAAUACUUUUAUUUUGUCAAAUAAUGGUUUGCAGAUUGUUAAUUACACACAAAUAGAAUUAUAUAAUUUAAAAUAUGAAUUUAAUUUUUUUGGUAGAUUUAAUCAUCUGUGCUUGCAAAUGUACAUAAAUUACAGCACUAUGAGAAUAGAAUUAAAACAAUUGCGUAAUAAUAUUCAUUGGCUCUUUAAAUUAUAUUUUAUAAUCAGCUUAGAACGAAAUGGUUCGACUGUUUUUGAAAAUGAAUUCUUUGGUUAUCGCAUAAAUGAUGCACUUAUUAAUUUGGCGCAAAGAUUUCAGUACAAUGAUAUAAUUUAUAUUUAUUAUGCCGAACUAGGCCAACUAAGGUCAAAUUUUGAUGGUAACAAUAAUAAAAUACAAAAUAAUAACUUUAUUUUGGCACAUAAAGGUUUACAAACCAUUAAUUAUAACAGAACAGGAUUAAAUAAUGUAAAAUACUUAUUUUAUGCUUUAGGCAAUGAUGAUAGGCUGUUCUUAAAAGUUUCCAUAAAUUACAAGACAAUGACAUUAGAAUUACACCAAUUACUUAAUGAUAUACAUCCGAAAUUUGAAUUUUAUUUUUCUAUUAGUUUAGAACGAAAUAGUUCUUCUAUUUUUGAUUUUAAAUUCUUUGGUUCUUCCAAAUAUGAUGAAAAGCUUAUUAAAUUGAAAGAGAAAUUUCAGAUUUUUGACAUAAUUCAUAUUUAUCACGUCGAACCAGAUCAUUUAAAUUCUAAUUUGGAAGGAUUUGUAAGUAGUGCUAAAAAUAAUACUUUUAUUUUGUUACAUGAUGGUUUGCGGACACUUAAAUAAGUUUCUUUGUAUCAAAAAACGUUUCUUUGAAUCAAGAUAAUUUGUGCAUUUUUGUAGGGUCAAAGAAAAAUUUCUUUGAUUUAAAGAAAUUAUUUCUUUACUAGUCCGUAGGGUAACUACAGGUGUUCCUGUGGGUGACCCAAGUUUUUAGAUAGUUAUUAUUAUUUACCAUUUAUGAAUAUAUGAAUUGUUAAAAAUGACUGCAAAAAUUAUUCUACAUCUUACUUGAUGAAAUAGGCAAGAAAAAUGUGCAUUUCGUUAAUUAUUAAUGUAAUUAUUUAAGUUUAAAGUAGACUAUGGCUGAAUUUAAUGAAAUUAUCGAAUGUGUCAGCCAUGAACACCUAUUAGAAAACGUUUAUAUUUCAACAAGCAAUACCCUCAUUUAUACAAUUAUUUUUGUGUAAAUAUUUGUAAGAAAUAUUGAGCGUUUAAAUAUUGAAUAUUAUGAAUUUUUAAAUUAUCUUUAAAAUAUAUUUUGGAAUCUUCAGAACAAAAAUCAAUAUUUGAAAACAGCAAUAAAACUUAUGAAUAUUCGCCUAGAAUAGGGCCCGAGUGCCAUACGGAUUAAGCCAAUUAAGAUUCUUCAAGGGACCGGAAAAAAUCCGAAUAAUGCGGUUCCGAUAUACGUGGGUUUUAUUGUAACAAAUAUAUGAGAGAUUCUUUUUCAAUCGCCCCAGCCCAAAAAG